AUGUCUUCAUCUGAGCCAAAAGUGCUCGUAUUCGGGUCUAUCAACAUUGACGACUUUUUCGCAGUACCGCAUAUCGUGCAAAGUGGAGAGACACUACUCAGUACUGGAUAUCAAAAGAGAGCAGGUGGAAAAGGAGCAAAUCAAUCUGUUGCCAUAGCCAAAGCAGCUAUAAAGAACGUCUAUCAUGCUGGGAAGAUUGGUGAAGAUGGUGAAUGGAUUAAGGAUUACAUGACCUCUAUUGGUGUCAAUAUGGACAACGUACACGUGUCCAAGUCGCAGUCGACGGGCAGAGCUAUUGUUCAAGUAUCAAGGGCGACACAUGAUAACGCGAUUGUACUCCUUUCUGGUGCCAAUCAUCAAAUAACAUCUCAAGAUGCUACAAACGUGCUGGGACAUUUCAAUAGGGGAGACUGGCUGGUAAUGCAGAAUGAGAUAAAUGAUGGAGGGGCAAUCGUGAAACUAUUCAAAGAUAAAGGUCUGGUUGUCGUAUUUAACCCCGCGCCAAUGGUUCCAAACAUCACCGAACAAUUCGAUUUCUCCCAUGUUGACCACUUGAUCCUCAAUCAACACGAGGCGCGCCAAAUCCAUCCUCAACUCUCACUGUCCCGUAAUUCCGAUAGCAAACAGCGGUCUGACGAUAUUGCUGGAAGAGAGACUGACGACAUCUCAGACUUGCGUAUAAUAAUGAAUGAUAUAUCUGCGGCUUUUCCUCGUAUCACUACAAUCAUAAUAACACUCGGUCGACAUGGUGUGAUUGCUAAAUUCAAAGGAGACGAUGACGUGUUUCAAUGGGAUGCAGUAAAGUCUGUAGCUAGGGAUACAACCGCUGCCGGUGACUGCUUUACCGGUUAUUAUGUGGCUGGUCUGAUACGGGGAUUUUCUGUCGAUGAACCUGUAAGCGGAGAGAGAAUGAAAAAUGCAAUCAAGAUGGCCACUGUUGCCAGUGGGCUGGCUGUGACUAGAGAGGGUGCAAUGGAUAGUAUCCCAACUAUGGAAGAGGUUGAAGCACGGAUGAUUGAAUUAAAAUGGAUUUGA
Paraglomus brasilianum is the source of this 1035-nucleotide messenger RNA. Lineage: Eukaryota; Fungi; Glomeromycota; Glomeromycetes; Paraglomerales; Paraglomeraceae. The record is from the annotation of a GenBank genome assembly.